GACGUAUCCGGAAACAGCGUGAAAACAACCCGAACGCGCGCACCGUUUGAUUCGAGGAAAUUCUUUAUUAAAAUAAAGUGAUAAAGUAUUUCCGUCAUUACUGUGAUUUGACUCGGAGUAGGGUCCCAUAACCCAGAGGACUCCCAACAGCAUGCAGGAGGACUCCAGCCGCAGUCCCAGUUACACUGUGACAUGCGAGGACUACGUUCACGUGGUCGAGUUCAGUCCCUUCAGCAGCGGCUCCCCUGCCUCUCUGCUGGCCUACGGGGGAAACCAGUAUGUGGUGGUGGGCACCUGCCUAUUCCAGGAGGAGGAUAUGGAGAUAGAAGGAGUGGAAUUCAAUGUACUUCGAGCUUUCCAUCACGACUUGCGUGUUGACGCUCUGGCCUGGAGCCCAGAGUCCCGGCUGGACCGGAUACCCACACUCAGAUUUUGCACCGCUGCGGCCGACAGGAAGCUACGUCUGCUGACUUCUGAUCUCCAGGAUAGGCAUGAAGUCAAGGUGAUGGAGGGUCACACCAGCUACAUUAACCAUUUGGUGUUCGAGCCCACGGAGGGGAAACAAAUUGCUUCCGUCAGCGACGAUCACACUUGCAGGGUGUGGGACCUGGAUGGAACGGAGAGCUGCACUCUCAGGCUUCGCUCUCCUGGCGUCGGUGUGUGCUGGCACCCGGAGGAAGCCCUUAAGUUGAUGGUGGCCGAGAAGAAGGGGACGAUCCGCUUCUACGACCUUCUGACCCAGCAGGCCAUCCUGUCGCUGGACUGCGGCCAGUCGCCGCUCCUGUCCGCCGACUGGUGCCUCACCAACACCAUCAAAGUCGGCGCCGUGGCGGGAAACGACUGGCUCAUCUGGGACAUAACUCGCUCCAGUUACCCACAAGAAAAAAGACCAGCCCACGCAGAUAAAGCGCGGUUAUUCAAGUGGUCCCGGGCCAACGAAAACCUCUUCGCCACCACCGGAUGUCCGGGCAAGAUCUCCACUCAGCUACUGAUCCACCACCUGGGACACCCGCAGCCGGUGACGGUGGGAUCAGCCGCGGUGGGAUCGGGUCUCAGCUGGCACCGGACGCUCCCGCUGUGCGCCAUCGGCGGCGACAGGAAGCUCAGCUUUUGGAUGACCGAAAUGUAGCCGCACCGUCGCCCCCGAGUGUGUUUCUGUCCCCGGGAAUGUCCAAUAAAAAAAAAAAA
Molecule: messenger RNA, 1188 nt
Organism: Pungitius pungitius (ninespine stickleback)
Lineage: Eukaryota; Metazoa; Chordata; Actinopteri; Perciformes; Gasterosteidae
Gene: nup37
Product: nucleoporin 37
Exons: 10
Coding region: 152-1129 (325 amino acids)
Cellular component (GO): nuclear pore outer ring
Molecular function (GO): protein binding
Source: RefSeq, a predicted model, not a curated record